Molecule: messenger RNA, 2522 nt
Organism: Anguilla rostrata (American eel)
Lineage: Eukaryota; Metazoa; Chordata; Actinopteri; Anguilliformes; Anguillidae
Gene: arl6
Product: ADP-ribosylation factor-like 6
Exons: 8
Coding region: 294-854 (186 amino acids)
Biological process (GO): cilium assembly; protein localization to cilium; intracellular protein transport
Cellular component (GO): cytoplasm; axoneme
Molecular function (GO): GTP binding; GTPase activity
Source: RefSeq, a predicted model, not a curated record
GCCGAGUUGCUAAAAAAAAUGUGCGUCUCUUAGCAACGCAGUCUAACUAUUUCAGGUUGCUCUGUGAUUGCUGACCUGAUUUUCUGUGUGCGCAGUUGGAGGGUAAUUAUCAAAGACGCUGGACUAUAUCAUAACAUGACUUUUGAAAAAAGUUUGUCAGAUUGGUUGAUAGAUUCACGCCGCUAGUUGGUUUGGGUAUAACGUUAAAACUAGAUUGGAAUCGAGACGGAGGUGUCCCACUUGUCUGCUGUCUGCAGAGGCCGUGGCUCUCAGGACCAGCCCAGAGAAACGCAAUGGGGCUGUUCGACAAGUUAGCAGGAUGGCUGGGACUGAAGAAGAAGGAGGUGAAUGUGUUGUGCCUGGGUCUGGACAAUAGCGGGAAAACUACAAUAAUCAAUCAACUCAAACCGUCCAACGCACAGACGCAAGAUAUUGUCCCAACAAUCGGCUUCAGCAUAGAGAAGUUUAAGACAUCAAGUCUGUCCUUCACUGUCUUUGACAUGUCUGGCCAGGGCAGAUACAGGAAUCUGUGGGAGCAUUACUACAAAGAGGGCCAGGCCAUUAUAUUUGUCAUUGACAGUAGCGACAAGCUGAGAAUGGUUGUUGCCAAAGAAGAACUUGACACGCUCCUAAAUCAUCCAGACAUUAAACACAGAAGAAUGCCUAUUUUGUUCUUUGCUAACAAAAUGGAUCUGCGUGAAGCGCUGUCUUCAGUGAAGGUUUCGCAGUUGCUCUGUCUGGAGAACAUCAAAGACAAACCCUGGCACAUCUGUGCCAGUGAUGCAGUCAAAGGUGAAGGCCUGCAAGAAGGGGUAGACUGGCUGCAAGAUCAGAUCAGAACAAUGAGAACGUGAGAGAUUAAGAGAACAGGAGCUGUGUUGGAGUGACGAGCGUGACGAGCACAGUUCCUGCAGGCCCGGUGUGAGGCUGUCCACAGAGGAAGCUCAUCAGGCGUGGCCCCCCCGUCCGUGCCUGUAGUGACCAUUCAGAUGAGCUGGGGAAGGGGGCGCUAAAGGCUGAAGAGGCUCGGUUGUAGUUCUUCCUUUUCUUUCUUUGGGCUGUGUAUAUUGAUUGCUACACCCACGUGCUGGUAAAACUGGUGCUGUUCAUCUUCUAUUUUAUGGCACCCAAACUAGGAAGAACUAGCAAGAUUUCUUAAUCAUACUAAAACACUUUAAAAUGGUAUGCUUUUUUGGUAUGCUAAUUUUAAUACAUUUGUAUCAGUUGAAUGUUGUAUAGUUGUCAGAAGCAAACGCUGAACAUAAAGCUUACUGUCUAUUAUAUAUAUUUGUGAGAUCAUCUGCAAAGUGUUUGUUUAUUCGUAGGGCAGUGCUUAUCCCGGUGCCUUAUUUACUGUUGUCUUUCCCUUGCUCAUACUCAAAUUAAUGAGCUAUUCAUAAUGCAAGAAAAGCAAAUCCCUACAGUCUAAGGUUACAGAACACAAUAAAAAAUGUUAAAAGAUAAUUUAAAAAUAAAUUAAAAAUAGGAAUGGGACCAGAAUACAAUAGACCCAGAAGUUGUGGUGAAUACAGCUGCCAUUGGAGUUGAGUGUUUAAUUAAAACAUGGAUAUGUACAGACAGAAAUUGUACAGAUUUUCACCAUCAGGUGGAAGAGUAGGAUUAUCUGUUGUUUCUUUGAAAACAUCAGGUAAGUCCAGCUGCAGCAUUGCAUAUUUUAGUGUGCUUACUGUUUUAGUUCAGUUUCUCACUGUUAGCUGAGGUUUUAGAAAUUAUUCUAGCUGGUGCCCACUCCAUGUUACUUUUAAACCCUGUGUACUAUUCACCUGUUGCCUGUAAACGGUAAUAGUAACAUUUAAAAUGGGCCCCAGGUGUGUUGUGUAAAAUGGCCUUUAUGACGAGGCACACCUUCAUUCACGGUCUAACCUUUAGAAAGUUGACAUCUCAUCAAGAUCUGCGUUUGUUCAUUGAAUAAUGACCUAAUCACAAAAGGCAGCUUGGGCAGAAUUAUUCUUUUUGCAGCUGUGUUAGGCAUGUAAAAGCAAUCAUUUUUAGUGCCACUGCCAGUGUCAGAAAUCUUGAGUUAGGUUGUGAUUUGCUUCUGAGGAGUUUCUUUGUUACACAUAGUAUCAUUAUGUUAUUUCAAAGAGUUAUUGGCCACCCCCCCCCCCCCAUUAAUAGUAACAUUUUUGGCUUGUACAAAUUGCACUGGCCUGUUAAUCAAUAUUUUAAAUGCAUCUGUCCUGGAUAUCUAUUUUCAUCAGUCAUUUCUAGCUCUGAGAGGAUUAGCUUGCUCCUGCAUCUUCCAACCAUGUUCUGACCCAGAUCACACCUGGACCUACAAGGGGGCAAGACCACAGCAAAUCUGCCUAUUUCCAUCAGUUUUUUAAUAAUCACAGACAAACAUCCAGGAGAUGUUUGUUUUACAAGGCACCAUGGUGUUGCCUAAACAAACUGUGAGCUGCUCAGAGUAAUGAAAUCCAACUUGUGAUGAAAUGAAUGUCACCACCUUGUAAUUCCGGUCAUAUUUGUAGAUGAUUAAGUAAAGAAUUAUGGUCUUGAUA